UCCCAAACCUUGGCCCGAUAGAGGAGGAGGAGGAGGAGGCCGUGAGGAGGAAGAUGGCUCGGGAGCCCCAGGCAGAGAGGGAGCUAAAGCCAGAGACCAGGGAGGACAAAUCCCCACAGCAGAACCUCGUGGAGGAGGCCGUUUUGUGCAGCUCCAAAGCACAGGAAUCGAAGGGGAAAGAAAAGCCCCAGAGAUCUCUCACGUGGAGGGGCUGCAAAUGCAGAUCACGGGGAUCUGAGGAGGAAAGACCCACCCUGGGCCAGGGAGGGAGCUGGAGCUCAGAGCGGGGGGUCCAUGAGCAGCUUCAGGAUGGGGAGAAGUCUCACAAGUGCUCAGAAUGUGGGAAGAGUUUCUCCCUAAGAUCCUCCCUGAUCCGCCACAUGAGAAUCCACACAGGAACGGCCCUACGAGUGUGAUAAAUGCAGAAAGAGGUUUCAGAUGAGUUCCUGUCUCAUCAGGCAUCAGCAGAGUCACACAGAUUGAGAGACCCUUCUGCUGCCCCCAUUGUGCAAAGGGCUUCAAGAACAACUCCGGCCUCAUCACUGCCUGCGCAUCCACAGCGGG
This is a messenger RNA of Melospiza georgiana, 564 nucleotides long. Its product is annotated as zinc finger protein 79-like. The transcript has 2 exons. The record is from RefSeq and is a predicted model, not a curated record. Bases 54 to 416 code for a protein of 120 amino acids. NCBI's taxonomy places the organism in Eukaryota, Metazoa, Chordata, Aves, Passeriformes, Passerellidae.